AAGGGGCAGGGCCCGGCGCAGGCUCUGCCCCCUCGGCCCCAAGCGGCUGCGGCGUGAGGUUACCCGCAUGCUGCAGCUGGUGAGCCGACCUCUGUCUUGCAUCCGUGUUGCAGGCCGCUUGCCUUCGCGCUCCCUUAUGAAUCUCGGGGAACUCGUUUCUGCCCUGAAUGACUUUGCUUCCCUCUCCCUGGCUGAAAGCUGGGACAAUGUGGGGUUGCUGGUGGAACCAAGCCCACCGCACACUGUCAAGACCCUGUUCCUCACUAACGACCUCACUGAGGAGGUAAUGGAGGAGGCAGUGCAGAAGAAAGCAGACCUUAUUCUUUCUUACCACCCCCCUAUAUUCAUGCCGCUCAAGCGAGUAACAUGGAAGACCUGGAAGGAACGGCUGGUGGUCCGAGCUCUGGAGCACAGAAUCGGGAUUUACUCCCCACACACGGCAUAUGAUGCCAUACCUCAUGGCGUCAAUAACUGGCUAACAAAGGGACUUGGUGCCUGUAAUUCCAUCCCACUGCACCCAUCAACCUCUCCAAGCUAUCCAACUGAAGGCACUCACCGAGUAGAAUUCUGUGCGGACACCGCUGAACAUCUAGAGACAGUGCUCUCCAAAAUCAAAGACGUCCAGGAGAUCUUCUGUCUCACUACUUUCCCUGUCAGGGUUGAAGGUAAGGAGCAAACACGAGUCAGUCUGAACUGCUCUCAGAAAGCACUGCUGGAGGUGGUGGCAUUAUUGUCCCAGAACAGCCUUCUUCAUCACAAGACUGAGAUUCUCAUAUUACAAAAGCCUCUUCUUCCACAUACUGGAAUGGGACGUCUAUGCACACUGAGUAAACCAGCCUCCUUGUCAGACAUUAUCAAGCGUAUCAAAAGUCACCUAAAAUUACCCCACAUCCGCCUAGCCCUGGGAACAGGCAAGACACUAGAUUCACCAGUGAAGAAAGCUGCUCUGUGUGCUGGUUCUGGGAGCAGCGUCCUGAAGGGAACGGAAGCUGACCUCUACCUCACAGGAGAGAUGUCCCACCAUGAUAUUCUGGAUGCAGUUGCCAACGGAAUAAGUGUUAUUCUGUGUGAACACAGUAACACCGAGAGAGGCUUUUUGUCAGAGCUGGGUGACAUGCUAACUAUCCACCUACAGAACAAAAUCAACAUAAUUUUGUCUGAGAAGGACAGAGAUCCCCUCCAGGUGGCAUAAAAAGAAAAGGAAAAGAAGAAAAAAAGGGGUGAGAACACAAUCAAGAGUUUCAUACUAUUUUGCACAGACCUGUCCAAACGCAAGCUUAAUGAAGAUGCUCUGAAUUGGUUCAGUAUAGGAUUGUAUUAUAAGUUCCCCCAAAGUCUGGGAUAUAUGUUAUGUCAGAUACCUAAUAAAUGCUUGUUUCUAGCUACUCAAAUAUGAUUUACUCAAUUACUGGGUUGCACUUGAAUAAAGUUACUGUUACUACAUACUCUUAUUAAAUAUAUUUGAUAACCACACCACUCAAGGGUUGGUUUGGGUAGAAUAUGAAAACCUGACUUUUCAGUUUCAUCCUACUGUGGUUAUGUCAGUACAAGUCACUGGCAUUUUAGCUAGUAAAGCUCUUGAUAAUAGUUAAUGAAAGGGUAUGGAUCACUAGUUUGCAUUAACAGUUUUAUUAAGACACAGCUCAUAUGCAAAUACAGAGCAGAAUUCAGGCAUUUGAUACUAGUAUUCAAUUGCAAAAUCUACCGUUAAUGCAGCUUUAAGGCUCUUUAACAGAGGAACCCUCAAUUAAAAAACCUUUGGAAGUUUUUUAAUAAGCUAUAACUCCCUUAUUAAUGUUGUAAUUAAUUUAAUGUACUUUUUUUUUUUUUUUUUUAAUAAAAACAGCUUCUAUACAUAUGGCUCUUAAUUACAGGAUUACUAAAAGUGAACAAGUAGCAUUUCCACCAUCAGUAACCUCUUGGGAGUUUGGAUUGUGGUUUUUUUUGCCUUUUUUUUGUGUAUUUUCUUUUUUGAAAGAAAAAUCUACCAUUUGAAUAUCUUACCAACUCUGGAUUAUGUGCAUACCAGCAGAAUAUUUAAACAAACUGAAAAUACUUCCAUCCCAAGUUUGUAAAGAUUUCUUUACAAACUACAUCUUUUUAAGUUGAAUAAAUAAAAUGGGCUUAUUUGGCAAUGUCUUUACUGUGCUGCACACAGCAACUCAAUGCAUUGGAGUCCUGUACAACCCUAGGGCUUUGAAGACCACAUGAAGACUAAAAUCAUGGAAAAAAUCUGGGAAAUAUUUCCCCAUAACUUAGACAUCUCCCUCUUUCAGCUAAGAAGGUAACUGAGGACUAUGCUCUUCCUUAGUAGAGCACUACUAGAAGUGCCCAAGAGAAAUGUCAAGAAGCUGCUCUGUUAUUCAGACUUUCCCAGUGGUCCUAGACACUGGCUCCAGAACACUGAUGUGAUGUUGUGAUCAGAGGCUUUCUGCCACAUUGUGUAUUUUAAUACAAUGUAACAUCACCAUUAAAGCAUUUUAAGCCCCCUCUGU
Molecule: messenger RNA, 2495 nt
Organism: Cygnus atratus (black swan)
Lineage: Eukaryota; Metazoa; Chordata; Aves; Anseriformes; Anatidae
Gene: NIF3L1
Product: NGG1 interacting factor 3 like 1
Exons: 7
Coding region: 68-1192 (374 amino acids)
Cellular component (GO): cytoplasm; mitochondrion
Source: RefSeq, a predicted model, not a curated record